This is a messenger RNA of Adineta steineri, 1593 nucleotides long. The record is from the annotation of a GenBank genome assembly. NCBI's taxonomy places the organism in Eukaryota, Metazoa, Rotifera, Eurotatoria, Adinetida, Adinetidae.
AUGAAGAAUUAUCUCAAUAUUUUGGAUAUACCUGAUGAAAUUUUAUUUCUUAUUUUCCAAAAAUUGAAUGCAGUUGAAGUGUUUUCUACACUUGAAGAUGUUAAUCAACGGUUUCAUCGAUUAGCAAUUGAUCCUCUUCUCAUUCGUGAUCUUAAUAUGACCACAAUAACAAACAUCAAUUCAUUCUACGAUCAAAAUUCUUUAAUGGAUUCAAAAGUUCUUUCAAGAAUUUGUAAAAAAAUCUUACCACAAAUUCAUACACAAGUACAGAAACUCACUGUUGAACAAGAUUCAAUGAAAGAAAUUCUUCGUGCUGGUAAUUAUCCUCAACUUUAUUCUUUAUCAUUAAUUAAUUGUGAAGAAGAAAUACUUUAUCAAUAUUUAACAGACGAUUUAAUUCUUCGUGAUCUUUUGACCAAACAAAUAACACAUCUUAAUAUUGAUAUGAAAAUUAUAGUAGAACCAAAUUCGGAAACAAUGUCAAAGAUUUUUCAAUUAAUCUUAUCUUUAUGUAAAAAUUUAAUUUCAUUGAAUUUUUGUGAUAUGUAUCUAACAAGAACUUGUUGCAGUGGUCUUCCUUAUUUGCUACAAAACAAUUAUAUGCCUUCUAGUUUAAACAAAUUAAAAAUCAAUCUUCCGGUUUUAACCUAUUGUCUCUAUUUACUUGAUGGACCCCUUGUUUCUUUAUCAACAUUAAUUAUCAAUGUAUUUUCUAUUUUUCAUCCAGAAAUGUUAGAACCUAUUGAUCCAACUAAAAAACUUCCAAAUUUGAAAUGUUUCUCAUUCACAUCGUUUGGUUAUACACAAGAAUAUGACAAUUUAAUAGUUCCAUUACUUUGUCGAAUGAUAAAUCUUGAAGAAUUGCAAUUGUAUCUAAACGUAGGACGGUUAUAUCCAAGUUUCAUAGAUGGAAAUCAAUUAUAUGAUCAAUUUCUUAUUUAUAUGACACAAUUAAGAAAGUUUACAUUCAAUAUAGAGUCAGAUAUCACUUUUGACAUCAUUCCAAAUGACAUUUCAACAACUGAAGAUAUUCAACGUACGUUCAUUGGAAGAAUAUAUGAGCCAGUAGCUGUGCAUGUAUAUAUGGAGCCAGAUCCAGAUCCGCGUUGUUCUAUUUGUCAUGUUUAUACACUUCCCUAUGACUUCGAAUAUUUUAUUGGACUUGAUAACUCUUUCCAAGGAGGUAUAUUCGAGAAGGUUCGGCGAUUAGAAAUGAGCGAUAUAAUUCCUUUCGAAUAUAAAUUAUUUAAAAUCAUCUCACAAGAUUUUCCUUUUCUCGAAUUUUUGUAUAUAUCUAAUACAUGGCCACAAGAAGAGAAUCAACAUUCAUCAACAAUAAUCACAUUUCCUAAUCUGACACAUUUAGCUCUGAAAUAUGCGCAUGUUGACUAUGCGAAACUAUUUCUCUUCAAACAAAAUAUCAAUCUACCUCAUUUGAUCAAUCUUACCAUCGAAUAUAAAUCACUCGUGGCAAUAACAGAUAAUUUUACAAACAAUGCAGCAUUUUUUAAUUUCGAUAAAUUGAAACGUCUUGAUGUAUGUCAACUAUUUGUUGGCUCAAAAACCUUUUAUGACUAUUUUCCUUUGUUAUAA